AGCUUUCUCUUCUGUAGCAAUGAUAGUCAUAGCUACAUUCAGACUGUUUUCCUAAUUGAUGUAGUAGAUGAGGGAAGUGUAGGCAUUUAUGUUGGUGAUUUCAAGGUGAUCAAAAUCAGAGAUCAGAUCAGUCUGUGCAUGAUGAGGGCAUCAGCUAGGAAGACAAUAUACAGGGAAUGUGGACAGAUACAGGAAGGACAGAGUGAAAGGCAUUGUUUGAGUACUGCUUAAGUACUAGAGACAUGGUCUCACUUCAUUGCCCAGGCUAGUCUCGAACUUCUGGGCUCCAGAGAUCCACCCACCUUGGCCUCCCAAAGUGUCAGGAUUACAGGUGUGAGCCAUGGCACCCGACCCAGGAAGAAGAAAAUUAACCCAGAAAAAUUCCUACCUUUUCCUUGCUUGCAUCUGGUAAUAGGAAAUGAAUGAUGAUGGAAAAGUCAAUGCUAGCUCUGAGGGGUACUUUAUUUUAGUUGGAUUUUCUAAUUGGCCUCAUCUGGAAGUAGUUAUCUUUGUGGUUGUCUUGAUCUUCUACUUGAUGACACUGAUAGGAAACCUGUUCAUCAUCAUCCUGUCAUACCUGGACUCCCAUCUGCACACACCAAUGUACUUCUUCCUUUCAAACCUCUCAUUUCUGGAUCUCUGCUACACCACCAGCUCUAUCCCUCAGUUGCUGGUCAAUCUCUGGGGCCCGGAAAAGACCAUCUCUUAUGCUGGUUGCAUGAUUCAACUUUACUUUGUUCUCGCACUGGGAACCACAGAGUGUGUCCUACUGGUGGUGAUGUCCUAUGACCGUUAUGCAGCUGUGUGUAGACCUUUGCAUUACACUGUCCUCAUGCACCCUCGUUUCUGCCACCUGCUGGCUGUGGCUUCUUGGGUAAGUGGUUUUACCAACUCAGCACUUCAUUCCUCCUUCACCUUCUGGGUACCUCUGUGUGGACACCGCCAAGUAGAUCACUUUUUCUGUGAAGUUCCAGCACUUCUGCGAUUAUCGUGUGUUGAUACCCAUGUCAAUGAGCUGACCCUCAUGAUCACAAGCUCCAUAUUUGUUCUCAUACCUCUCAUCCUCAUUCUCACUUCUUAUGGUGCCAUCGUCCAAGCUGUACUGAGGAUGCAGUCAACCACUGGGCUUCAGAAAGUGUUUGGAACAUGUGGAGCUCAUCUUAUGGCUGUAUCUCUCUUUUUCAUUCCGGCC
Messenger RNA from Homo sapiens (human), 1192 nucleotides. It is a transcript of the gene OR2J3, whose product is annotated as olfactory receptor family 2 subfamily J member 3. Gene Ontology annotation, cellular component: plasma membrane; membrane. Gene Ontology annotation, biological process: G protein-coupled receptor signaling pathway. Gene Ontology annotation, molecular function: G protein-coupled receptor activity; olfactory receptor activity. Lineage: Eukaryota; Metazoa; Chordata; Mammalia; Primates; Hominidae. The record is from RefSeq and is marked reviewed.